Messenger RNA from Eimeria tenella, 342 nucleotides. RefSeq lists its product as uncharacterized. Lineage: Eukaryota; Apicomplexa; Conoidasida; Eucoccidiorida; Eimeriidae. The record is from RefSeq and is a predicted model, not a curated record. The coding region runs from base 1 to 342 and encodes 113 amino acids. Gene Ontology annotation, biological process: DNA repair; chromatin remodeling. Gene Ontology annotation, molecular function: ATP-dependent chromatin remodeler activity; DNA helicase activity; ATP binding. The transcript is spliced from 2 exons.
AUGCUUGUCUUUAUUGGAGAUGGGCCGACGAGGGCAGAGCUGAAGGAGAAGCUUCUCCAGCAGCAGCAGCAGCAGCAGCAAGGGCAGCAGCAGCAGCAGGGAGGCGUGGAUUUGCUGCUGACGAGCUACGAAGUGGCGCGGCAAGAGUGUCUCUUUUUGUCUCUUUUUGACUUCGCGCUGCUGCUGCUGGACGAGGCCUCGAGACUGAAGGGCCCCCAAGGCCUCACUCGUGCUGCUGUUGCUGCAGCAGUUCGCGCGCAGCGCAUGCUGCUGCUCACGGGCACCCCCAUCGAGAACUCCUUCCUCGUGAGGCCGCAGCAGCAGCAGCAGCAGCAGCAGUAG